AUGCCCUCCCCCAUGAUGACCGAGGACUUCGAGUCUCUCCCACCCGCCGUCAGACGCAAGUUCUUCUCGAAUGUCGAGCGCUUGCGGAUCCGGCUAGACCAAAGCGAUCACGGUUCCCCUGCCUGCUGCCAGCCUCAUGGCCGCGCCUAUCGCCUCGCCCACUCUCGGGGGCCUGGCCCCCUCCAUCCGCGAGUGCCCGCCCGGCGAGCCCUGAAACAAUCUUCUUCCUUCUCCCGUCACCCCAGGAAGCUGCGAAAACCGGGUUCCCAUCAAUUGGCCCACCUGGCCACUCAGGCAGACUCGCAAUGCUUCCGCGCUCUGCCCGCUAAAUUGCAACAACAAUUGUUCUCCCCUGAAGAGCGCCGGAGGCUGCGUCGUGCCUACCGGGAGAGCGUCAUCCUUGACGCCGCCGACCAGGCCUUUUACCGUCGCGACCAAAAUCACCGCCGUCGGUCCAUUGACAGUCUCCCCUCGGAGUCGACAUUGCCCGUUUCGAAUCACUCUGCCGUCUUCUGGGAUUCGUCGGACGACGAGUCGGACAACGAGUCGACCGAAAAUAUGGACAACUCAUUCUACGACAGCUGCCGCUGGCUGGACGAGGAUGGAGAUCUCGAUCUGUCCUUGGAUGAGUACCAUUCCCAUGUCGCUAGUUCGGCCGUGAAGCCGGGCAGUCGCCGGCGACCUUCCUUCCGCCGCUCCAUGUCCUUCACCAGCUCUUUUAUGCGCAAACCGGCGCUGUCCAUGUCUCGCCCCCUGCCGGAUUCCAGUCACUCUGCCCAACCUCUCUCCAUGCUGAACAACCGGCACUCCAUGUCUCGGCCGGGCUCUCGUCAAGCAUCUCGCCAUCGAUCAGUCCAGCACAUCCCCAAGUCGUCCACCUCGAGUAUCGAUCCCGCGGCGCAGUAUUAUCAGGAUCCGGACGCUCGGCUGAAGUUGCGCGUUUAUCUAGCAUCUCCGCAAAAGUUUGAUGAAGCCAUAGAGUUUGGAUUUCCCGCUGUGGACCAGAAGGACGACUCCAACAACAAUAAAGAGAAUGUGGCCCCAGAGCCCAGUGUCGAGAAGGUCGCUCGACCCUCCCGUGACUAUGGCACGUUCUUCGAAGACGACGAUGGAUCUGUCGUGGGGAGCCCCGGCGAGCCGGUGGAAGAAGAACCUGCGCCGCCGCAGCAGAUGCAGGAAACACCCACAUCCCAUCCGCAACAGAUGGCACCCACUCCGCCGCAAUCCGUACAGAAAUGCCAGUCAUGGCUUCCGGGAUCAAAACCAGCGCUGCGGCCGCAGCGACUCCCUGGCAACCGUGAGAUGACCCUGAAAAUGACGCUGACGCGACCCGAUCUGCGCACCGAGUCGCCCACUCCGUCAGCAUCUUCCACGGAAGAUCCCCUGCGGCUGGCAGAGCUACCACCCGCGGACCGCAGUGUGUCAAUCUGGGAGGACCUGGAUGACCACGUUGUGAAGAAGAUGUGGAAGAAGCUGCGUAAAAGAAUACCCUGA
Penicillium lagena is the source of this 1494-nucleotide messenger RNA. RefSeq lists its product as uncharacterized. Lineage: Eukaryota; Fungi; Ascomycota; Eurotiomycetes; Eurotiales; Aspergillaceae. The record is from RefSeq and is a predicted model, not a curated record. The transcript is spliced from 2 exons. Bases 1 to 1494 code for a protein of 497 amino acids.